UUUAUCUCUCUUGCAAAACCUCCCCAUUCCCUCCUUAAAACCCAAGUUUCUUCCCCUCUCUCUCUCUCUCUCUCUCAUCCUUACAGAAGCCCCUCCACCUCAAGCCUCCUCUCUCUCUCUCAUCCUUACAGAAGCUUCUCUGCCUUGAACCUCUCCCCUCUCUCUCUCAUCAUGUCCUUCCUUCGCCUCCUCCGCUCUCCUCACUCUCACCCCAAAACCCCUUUCUCUCUCCUCCCUCACCGCUCCCUCUCCUACUACUCUUCCCAGCAACCCUUUCACCAGCCCCCCAACUCUGACCCUGAUCCUAACCCUAACCCUAACCCCAAUCUGGACUCCCCUCGUUUCCCCUCCUCUCAUCAACAGCCACCAUCCCCUCCUUUCCCCAACUCUAAUCCUCAGCCACCAUCCCCUCCUUUCCCCAACUCUAAUCCUCAGCCACCAUCCUUCUCCUCAAACAAUCUUUCGAACUAUGGGCAACAACAUCAGCCGCCAUACUUCUCUGCGAAUAAUUUUCCAAGCUCUCAACAACAACAUCGGCCACCAUCCUUCUCCUCAAACAAUCUUUCGAACUAUCAGCAACAACAUCAGCCGCCAUACUUCUCUGCGGAUAAUUUUCCAAGCUCUCAACAGCAACAUCAGCCACCUCCUUCGUUCUCUUCCGAUAAUUUUCGGAGCUCUCAGCAACAACAUCAGCCACAUUCAUUCUCUUCAGGUAAUUUUUCAAGCACUCCACAACAAUAUCAGCCGCCCUCGUUCUCUUCAGGUAAUUUUCCGAGAUCUCAAGAACAACCAUCUUUCUCAGAAAAUCAGUCAUUUCCCUCUUCAAAUCAUUUCCCGAGCUCUACACAACAAUCGUCAUACUUCUCCUCCAAUGAUUCUCAGUCUCCUCAGCAGCAACAACAACUACAACCAUCCUUCUCUACUUUGAACCGCCUAGAAAACCUCAUCCCCCCAUCUUCACAGCAGCAACAACCAUCAUAUUACUCGAACACGACUGCACGGCCGCUUGCGUUCUCAUCGGCAGAAGAGGCUGCGGCAGAGCGCCGCAGGCGAAAACGCCGCCUGCGCAUUGAGCCCCCCCUCCACGCCCUCAGAAGGCCCCCACUCCCCCACCAGAAUUCCAACCCUAAUGCCCCUCGGCUCCCUGACUCUACCUCUGCACUUGUGGGCCCACGCCUCAGUCUCCACAACAAGGUCCAGACUCUGAUCCGAUCAAACCAGCUGGACCAGGCCACUGUGAUGGCACGCCAGGCCUUGUUCUCUAACACAAGACCAACGGUGUUCACAUGUAAUGCGGUUAUGGCUGCUCAUCUGAGAUCUCGACGGCUCUCUGAGGUCCCAAACCUUUUUCGCCUGUUCUUUAACCCGACGGGCCCGAUCAUCCCCAACAUAGUGUCGUAUAACAUCCUCAUCAAUUCUCUUUGUGAUUCAAAUGAGGUUGAUCGAGCACUUGAAAUGUACCAAUUCGUCCUUGCAAAUGCGCCAUUUAGUCCAUCACCUGUGACCUAUAGGCACCUCACAAAGGGGCUCACCGAUGCUGGUCGGGUUCCCGAAGCCAUGGAUCUUCUGAGAGAGAUGCUCAAUAGAGGCCAUGGUGCUGAUUCUUUGGUCUAUAAUACCCUUAUUGAGACCUUCAUUAAGUUGGAUCAAAUGGAGAAGGCCCUUGAAUUGUUUGAGGAAUUGGCUGAGAGGUGCUUGGUCUAUGAUGGUAUAGUCCAUGCUACUCUGAUGGAGGGGUACUUUGGGAAGGGAGACGAGAAGUUGGCCAUGGACUCAUACAAUUCCCUACUUGAUAAGGGGUUCAAGAUGAACGCCGCAACGUGCAAUUCACUUUUGAAAGUGCUUUUGAAGUAUGGGAAGUUUAAGGACGCGAAUGGGCUCUUCGAGCACAUGCUAUCAACGCAUACCCCACCAAACUUUCUCACUAUGAACCCUGAGUCUUAUACUCUUUUCAUCGAUUACUUCUGCUCGAAGAACAAGUUUAUAGAGGCAAUGGAGAUUUUGAAUAGGACUGGUGUUAAGCCAUGUCAAUUGGACGCGCCCACUUAUAAUAAUUUGAUGAGCCAUCUCUCUAAGAAUGGCAUGAAUUCUGAGGCAGAGAGAAUCUUCAAGGAAGUCAUGCCCUCGAAGAAUGUGAACCCAGAUGAGUCCACAUAUGAAUUGGUAAUUGGUUUGUAUUUUGAGCAAGGGAGGAUUGAUGAAGCCAUGGAGUCUUUUGCGAAGAUGGUGGAGACUGGUUUGAGGCCUAAUGUGACAAUGUACAAUAAUAUGCUCGAUGGGUUCAUGAAGGUGUCGAGGAUUGAUGAGGCAGAGAGCAUAUAUAGGCAGAUGCGCGAGAGAGAAUUGAAGCCUGAUGGAAUGAGUUAUGAGAUUUUGUUGAUGGGUUUAUGUGAAGGAGGGAGAUUGGAUAAUUGUUUGGGUUUGCUUGGAGAGAUGACUAGAAAUGCAGUGGUCCCGAGUUCUAGAGUGAGAGAGCGGGUGAUAGAGUGUUUUGAGAGAGAAGGAAGGAAGGAGCAGGUGGAGAGGUUUUUUUUCGGAGAGAAUGGGAGUAAUGCAGGACCAAAUUGGGAGGGAGGCCAAAGUAUGCAAGCUCAGCAAGUAGCCGCUUGAGCCAUGCUUGGUCUGGCUAGUAUCAUCAGUAACCACAUACCUCUCUCUCUCUCUCUCUCUCUCUCUCUCUCUCUCUCUCUCUCUCUUUCUCUCUCUCUCUCUCUUGUCUUGUUGGAGCUACUUAUAGUGUCAGCAGCAGGCACUCAUCUCUCUUUUUCUUUUUUAUGAUACUCUCAUACUGAUAGUUAGAAGGCCUGUCCUUGAUUAGUGUUUUACUGAGUCACUGUCUUUUGAUAAGGCUCCAAUCGAUGGUGUCGUUUUGCCAAGGAUCAGCUGAAAUAUUUAUCUGGGGUGACAUAUUGUCAUGGGUUUUUGCUAGAUCUGCUAGUUUUCUGCAGGUGAAACAACCUUGUGAGAAUUAUCAAGUUGUUUAAGUUUUAUAUGUUUAGUAUAAUUUGUCGUAGAA
Messenger RNA from Amborella trichopoda, 3016 nucleotides. The record is from RefSeq and is a predicted model, not a curated record. Lineage: Eukaryota; Viridiplantae; Streptophyta; Magnoliopsida; Amborellales; Amborellaceae.